Stegastes partitus (bicolor damselfish) is the source of this 2724-nucleotide messenger RNA. RefSeq names its product MOB family member 4, phocein (gene mob4). The record is from RefSeq and is a predicted model, not a curated record. The transcript has 8 exons. Bases 14 to 694 code for a protein of 226 amino acids. Lineage: Eukaryota; Metazoa; Chordata; Actinopteri; Pomacentridae.
GUAUUCUGUCGAGAUGGUCAUGGCGGAGGGUACUGCAGUUCUCAGGAGGAAUCGGCCUGGAACCAAGGCAAAGGAUUUCUACAACUGGCCGGAUGAAUCAUUCGAGGAGAUGGACAGCACCCUGGCGGUCCAACAGUACAUUCAGCAGAACAUUCGGUCAGAUUGCUCCAAUAUCGACAAAAUCCUGGAGCCUCCGGAGGGUCAGGAUGAAGGCGUGUGGAAGUACGAGCACCUCAGGCAGUUCUGUCUGGAGCUCAACGGGUUAGCUGUAAAACUGCAGAGCGAGUGUCAUCCAGACACCUGCACCCAGAUGACGGCCACGGAGCAGUGGAUCUUUUUAUGUGCUGCCCACAAGACACCCAAAGAGUGUCCUGCCAUCGACUACACCAGGCACACGCUGGACGGAGCUGCCUGCCUCCUCAAUAGCAACAAAUACUUCCCCAGCAGGGUGAGCAUCAAGGAGUCCUCGGUGGCCAAGCUGGGCUCCGUCUGCCGGCGCAUCUAUAGGAUAUUCUCCCACGCCUACUUCCAUCACCGCCAGAUAUUCGACAAGUACGAGAACGAAACCUUCCUGUGUCACCGGUUCACGCGCUUCGUCAUGAAGUACAACCUGAUGUCCAAGGACAACCUGAUCGUGCCGAUUCUGGAGGAGGAAGUUCAGAACACCUCGUCAGCCGGAGAGAGCGAAGCCUAACAGCUGCUGCCAUAAGGGAGACACAUGUAAACACAGCAUAUGUACACAACACAUCCCGCACACACACAAACACACACUACAGUGUAUCGAGGCUCCUGUAGUCACACUGUCCAUGUCCCUCCAUCACGAGUCCAUCUGCAGGGAGUAAAGAGAACCAGGAGCAGAGUUCAGCCUGCAGGACCACUUCAUCUAUUUACUGGUGUUCUGCUUCACGCUCCUCCUGUAGGACCGACCCGACCCGACCCGACCUGACCCGACCCUCGAACGUCCACAGGAAGCCGCUCUGUUGCUGCGUCCACCAAACGUUAUCGCAGCGUUCGGUCAGUUUCAGUGUUUGCAGCAGUUUGAACCGUGUAGUUUAGAUCAGUGGUCGUACCUGAGCGACUCUGAGCCUCGGACUUCAUCCAUCGUCUCCUUCUUAGCUGUCAGUUUAGCUCAGUGAAGGUAAAGCAGUGAUUUUUAUCUGCAGCUCUCGGGCCUCUAACGUCUGCUGGUUGAACCUAAACCAGAAUAAACCAAAAAAAUGCCUAAAUUAAAACUGCAGGGACUUUCUGAGGACCAGGAACCUUUGUAAUGAAGAAACUGAAGUCUGGAAGGUUUCAUCUUAAAGUCGUACUUUCUGACGUCGUUCGUUAGUGUUGGUUCACUGGUUGGGCAGCUUUCUGCAGGAACUCGGACAUUUAGCGGUCCUUCUGUUUCCAUUAGUGUUGGAUCAGACUGAGCUCCAGCAGCUCUGCUAGCAUGUAGGAGACACGACACUUCAGGUUUGUAAGUUUAGUCUGUGGUCGUUUUAGACAUUGGGCUGUUUCAGGGUUCAGACCUCUGUUCAGCAUGAACCGCUGCAGUGUUGAUGCUGAACCCUGGACGCUGUUUGUUCUGCUGCGUGUCCUCGUCCAGCAGCAGCCUCUCCUCUUCAAGCCGCCACCCAGGUCACAGAAACCUUCCUGUCUUACGUCCUGCGUGCUCGUAGAGCUGGAGUUAGUGUUCUGAGUGAACAUCGCAGCUGUUGGAUGGAAACAAAAAGAGCAGUGAUGUGAACACUCAUGUUGCCUGAGUUCCUGCAGACCUGUGUAAUGCUCGACCAAUCAGCUCCAUGGGAGUGUUUCAGAGGUAGCUGACCUGAGUUCUUGAUUCCUGCCAGAAAUCAGCCACUAGACAGGCUCCGCAGCUUCAGUUCUUCUUCUAAGAACCUCAAAGGCCUCAAGUUCCUGCAGAAGGAGGUCUCUGAUUGACACAAGCAGCCAGUUUUAAGUUCUGUUAAAAGCUGCCGUCGUUUUCUGAAACGUCGGCGCUGAUGGGGCUCGUCUUCGAGUCCUCACAACCUUUAUCUCCUCUCAAAGCCCACACUCGUCCUGAACUCGUCUCCGUCAGAGCUCUGAGCUGCUUCCUGUGGACGUGGCAGGUGGAUCUUCUCUAAGCAGCUGGGUUUGCAGACCCUCGGUAACCAUGGAGACCUGUAAGGUCUAGCCUCCCUCUGUACAUAAAGCCUCCUUCUUCCUCACUGUCAUGUUCUCUGAUGGUGCUUCACUCUUUGUGUCUGCUUCUGUUCUCUUUGCUUGUGUUGCCUGGUUUGGGGGUGUCCCAUGAAACGGAUCACUAAAUUAGCCUGCUGACUUAAUAAUGCUAUUAAAACACAACGUAGAUGUGCGGCUUGUGUGGUAGUGAACAAAGAAAACCUUAAUCUCUAGCUUCGUGCGUGUUCUAGCAGUCGGAUCUUGUUUCUCUUGACUCUUGGGCGAACUCUGAUCCUGCUUUGUGACAUGACCCCACUAUUACUGUGUACGAUGUGGCCGACGCUCCCGAACAGGAAGCGGAGCGGUUUGUAAGCGUCGGGGUGGAUCCUGAAGGAGGGAACAUCGGCCACAUCCAGGUAUCGGAGCACAACCUCUUCUUUAACCCUCCCCUCAUUAAGUUAUUUUGUGGGAGGAGUCUUGUCAAUCCAACCCACUUUUUUUUUUUAAAUGGACUAAAAAAUUUUGUUACUGUCGACAUUUUCAUGAUGUCUGUUAAUAAAAAAGACCUAUUAUUCA